This is a messenger RNA of Rhincodon typus (whale shark), 4930 nucleotides long. It is a transcript of the gene mastl, whose product is annotated as microtubule associated serine/threonine kinase-like. The record is from RefSeq and is a predicted model, not a curated record. Bases 446 to 3280 code for a protein of 944 amino acids. The transcript has 12 exons. Gene Ontology annotation, biological process: peptidyl-serine phosphorylation; intracellular signal transduction. Gene Ontology annotation, molecular function: ATP binding; protein serine/threonine kinase activity. NCBI's taxonomy places the organism in Eukaryota, Metazoa, Chordata, Chondrichthyes, Orectolobiformes, Rhincodontidae. Gene Ontology annotation, cellular component: nucleus.
AAGAAGUAACUGUCAUCAUUCUCGGAAUGAAUUAUCUCAUCAAUGUUAGAAACGGUUCAAAUUUGUUAAAUUGUCAAGACAUCUAUCAGGACAGAGCCGUUUGGCGAAGGACCUGAGCGGGCUAUUUUGAAAACAGGAACGCGCGGGCUAAUGGUGUCUGCGCUAGAGUGGCGCGGUGUGUGAAUUCAGGGGGAGUAUCGGCGCAUUUUGAGCAGUGUGUGAGUUCAGGGGGAGUAUCGGCGCAUUUUGAGCAGUGUGUGAGUUCAGGGGGAGUAUCGGCGCAUUUUGAGCAGUGUGUGAGUUCAGGGGGAGUAUCGGCGCAUUUUGAGCAGUGUGUGGGUUAAGGGGGAAUAUUGGUGCAGUUUGAGCAGUGUGACGUCGUAGCAGUGCGGUCCGUUUCUUCGAUUAAAAUCAGGAGGAAUGGUGUCUCGGUUCCACUUGGAAGAUGGAAGUUCCGAAUCCUGCUGCCUUGUACAGGGAUGUGAAGGUCGUCAAGGUACCGGCUGCUCCCAGUAUUGAAGAUUUCACGAUCAUAAAACCCAUCAGUCGCGGGGCUUUCGGUAAAGUUUACCUAGCUCGGAAAAAACACGAUGAGAAGAAGCUUUACGCUGUCAAGGUUGUCAAGAAAGCUGAUCUGGUACAUAAAAACAUGGUGCAGCAAUUGCAAGCAGAGAGAGCUGCACUAGCUCUUAGUAAAAGCCCUUUCAUUGUACAUUUGUACUAUUCGUUGCAGUCUGCCAGUAAUGUUUACCUUGUGAUGGAAUAUCUUAUUGGUGGGGAUGUGAAGUCUCUGCUUCAUAUUUAUGGCUAUUUUGAUGAAGACAUGGCCGUAAAGUACAUCUCCGAGGUUGCUGUUGCUUUGGAUUAUUUGCACAGACAUGGUAUUAUUCAUAGAGAUCUGAAGCCGGACAACAUGUUGAUUUCAAACCAGGGCCACAUCAAAUUAACUGACUUUGGCCUCUCCAGAGUUACUCUGAACAGAGAGAUAAACAUAAUGGAUAUUCUCAACACACCAUCCAUGAUUAAUCCAAAACUGGAUUACUAUCGUACUCCAGGCCAGAUCUUGUCUCUCAUCAGUUCUUUGAGCUUUAACACAGUAGGAGGAAAGACAAAAGAUGCAUCACCAAUAUUGAGUCCCAUGAUGCGAAACAACAUCAGUCUCUCCCUUGGAUCACUUUGUUCUCCUCUACCUCAGAGUGCCAAAGCAUGUGACAAAGAGCUUAAGACAAAAGAUGCUGACAGCUCAUCUUGCAGUCCUUGCAUGCCAGUUAGGUAUUUGACACCAGACUUUAUCCAGUCAAGUAAAAGGUUUGGAUCAUCAACUGCCAGCAGUCAAUCCCACUUGUUACCCUCCAGCACAGAAUCAGGGUGUUUAAAAAGCCCAUUGUGGGAGAAGGAGGGCACAGAAGCUGUACAGCUUGUUGCUGGAGUGAUGAAAACUGGGACAGCUGUUACAGGGAACUCAACUGGAAAGAAUGGAGAUAAUAAAGAAAAUGUGAGGAUUGCUAUUUCUCCAGCUCAGAAUGAAACCAGUCCAGAAAAUGGGUUCAGUGGAAUUUCUGGAUGCAAUCAGAUUCGGGCCACCCCCCUCAACAAUGUACUGGCAAAGGGCCUUGUCAAAAAAUGUCUUUACAAAAAUGUGCGAAGGAAAGAAGAGAAAUUUACUUCAUCUACAGCUGAGGUGACCAAAGGUGUAGUCAAUACACGUCAUAUACCUAGCCCUUCACCUCCUUGGAGGAAUAAAGUAGUGGAAAAUUCUGUAAAUUUCAACCAAGGUCUAUGUCAGACCAUCACAGAAGAGACAGUUGUUUCUGAAAAUCUACAUCUUGCAGCCUGCCUAAGGGACGCUUCACCCACUGUUAGCCAAGAGUAUCAUGGCCAUAGAUUUCAAGAGGAAAGUAGAGAUCAGCAAAAUAAGUCAAAAAGAACCUUUGAUCAGGUGGAUCAGAGUCCAUUUUCAAUCAGCUCUCGUCGGAAGAAAUCUAAUGCUGAGUAUAAACGUGGAUGUGAAAUACCAGAAUUCCAGCCAGUUGCUCACACUGGUUUAACCAGGGAAAUACGGGCACUAGAAUUGGAUUCUACAGCAUCUAACUGCAAAAUUCCUGGUGUAACUAAUGGGGACUUUGGAGAGAACAUCAGUAUACCCGAAAGAAUAUCUGAGGUUACACCUGUCGCUUCUUUAGCGAAGAACCUGUUGAGUGAACUGGAUGAACAAUGUGAAAAGGAGGAUUGUGGAGAUGACUGUAACUGUAGUUUUCAGACUGAUGAGAAUGACAGGAGUCCAAAGAGAAGCUUGAGUAUGUAUUCGUCCUCUUCAACUCAGGAUGUAUCUUGCACAGAAAGUCAUUUUGAGAAAGCAUUAGACACAAGUUUUAAAGACACUUCAUUUGAGGAGCUCGCAGCUAAGGACCAUGUGUCUCCGCAGUCUUGCCUCCUGGAUAAAAUGUUGCCUUUUCCUCAAUGUAUGGCUCCAAAGCAUCGGCUUAUAAAUGCUGAUAGGAGCCAUCAUGUGGGUCAUUCAGCGGACGGUGGCAACAACCUUCAGCCAUCAUUCCUGGUCAAUCCUUUGACUUCAUACCAGAAAAAGCCUAUUGUAGGAUUUCGAAGUUAUUAUAGUCCAAUAUGUGAAUCUGAUUUGUCCAUACAAUCUAGGAUGAGCGUGGAUUCUGUAGAGAAGAUGGAUACAUCCCUUUGUAUAGGGAGCUACCCACGAGCUGCAACACCUUUACCAAGAGCCCAACCAUACAGAGUGACGGGCUCAUUUCAGACUCCACUGCUGGCUGCUGUGCGAACUCCUUAUAGAACUCCGAAAAGUGUACGGAGAGGCCCAGCUCCAACAGAAGGGGAUAGAAUCCUGGGUACACCGGACUACUUGGCCCCUGAAUUGCUCUUAAGAAUGCCACAUGGUCCUGCUGUGGAUUGGUGGGCACUUGGUGUGUGCUUGUUUGAAUUUCUGACGGGCAUUCCCCCUUUCAAUGAUGAAACAUCACAACAGGUCUUUCAGAAUAUCUUGAACAGAGAUAUACCUUGGCCAGAAGGUGAAGAAGAAUUAUCUAAAAAUGCCCACAGUGCAAUUGAAAUUCUACUGACAAUUGAAUGUUUCAAGAGAGCUGGAUUGAAAGAGCUCAAGAAGCAUCCCCUCUUCAAGGAAAUGGAUUGGGACAAUCUGCAGAAUUGCCCUAUGCCCUUUGUACCACAGCCAGAUGAUGAAACAGAUACAACAUAUUUUGAAGCCAGAAAUAAUGCUCAACACCUCGUAGUUUCAGGAUUCAGUUUGUAGCACCUGCAGCAUGCUGAACCUAAAUACCAUAAGAGAUUAAAGGAAAAUAUGCUAAUUUAUAUUUCGUAAUAACAUAAGAUUCAUUAUUGCUGAAUGUGUACAUAUCUGGAGCUGGUGAACAGUAUCUUUUCAUUACUUCUACCCAUAUGCAAUACUGCCGUCUCAAUUUCCAGCUGUAAAUUAUGUUGCAGAAUGGAGGCCUAUCACUACUUUCUUGCAGGAAAAGGGGAGAACACAAUGGAAAUUUGGGAUCUCUAAGUUGCUUCUGUUCUAUCUUGUCCAAGUGGUGAGAAAUCACUUCAACGCUAUCCUCAAUUGCCUGUAAUCAUUGAAUGGUUCCAGAGAAACAGGGUUGAAAACCUGAAUUGAAUUAGCUAGUAGAACAUUUAAAGCACCUUAGGUGCUGUAAUGGAUGAAUUUAAUAACUUGACACACUGCCAAUUUUUGUUUUUAAAGCAUAAUAUCUGGAACACAACAUGUCCCGCAAACACUUGACAGCUAUGGCUAAUCUUUGAAUGGAGCGUUCAACCAACUCCCAUUGUAGCAAUAUUGGAGUUCUGAAAAGGUGCAUUUUGGUCAAGCCAAUCAAGUAGCAGACUGCCUGAAUUAUUUUAACUUGUUUAAACAAGAGAUGAUCAGAAGUGAGUUUUAAGCAUUUGAUGUGACUGCCAUUACUGCACAUUACGAACCUGAUUUGAGGAUCUUGUGGACUUGCUUAUUGACUUAUUUGAAAUGAUUCUGGAAUUUAGUGUGGCCAUUUUUAUAAAGCUGCAACAGACUGCCUAAAGAUAGUUUCAUGCUUGCAUCUUUUAGUUACUCUCCUGUAAUUUUCAUUUCUUAAUAGCAUUCGGUGAAAUUCCCAGAUUUUCAUGGAGUUGCACAAUGGAAUUUGUUACAAACCAAGCACCCUGCAUGAUCUCCCUAAACUGAUAACUCAACUCUCGCAAUUAAAUGCACUUUAUUUUUACAGUUACCAGCCAAGUUGGUCAACAAAAUAGUACUUUUUUUAAAAAUUACUGGUUAUAAUCCUAUAGCCUUUUUGUACAUUUUUGAUUUGCUCAUUUCACUGUCUCCAUUGAAAUAGAAAUUUGUCACUUAUUUCCUGGUAUCUUAGGAGCAACUUAAAUGGAUGUAUAAAGGAUGCAGUUAACUGCCUCAUGCUUCAAGUGGCUUGUGGGCUCUUGAUUUAUAAGAAAGCUAUAAAUUUAUGUUUUCUAAUUACUGCAUUGUUUAGUAUGUCAAAUAUUUUUUGCCUUAAGUUCUUUAAUAGUGUAACUGACCAAAAGUAAUCAUAAUUGUGUUUUUCUUGUCCUAUUUAUAAAUUGAGAAUUUCCAGAUCAUCCACUACCUUAAAAUGACUUAAUGUUUAUUCUUAAUAACUUGUAUACUUGAACAUCAAUGAAGAUUUCUGAACGGGCUACCUGUAUAACCUGUGUGUGCAGUACAAUUAGUGACUUGAAUAAAGAUCUUUCAUUCAUGGAUUAUUGGGUAUUUUAUAACAGUAAGCUUUUGACCUUAAUGAUUUAAAUGUAUUUAGCCGGCAUUCAGUGGUUGUGGCUGAAGUGUAGAUUUGUCUCCUGUGUAAUUCUGUUUUGGAGCAUUUAACAACCAAACUGAAAUAAGGAAGUGAGAUGUAUUGUCCUUAAAGGA